AUGACUGGUCCGGGAGUGGGGCGAGGGGGGAGCAGCCGCACUGCGCUUGCCGCUGCUGCUGCUCGUGGCGGUGGUGGCAGCGGUGGGGGUCUUUCCAGGUUUGACGUUCCCUCAGGGCCUCCUGCCGCGCAGUUCAAGUGGAAGGCGGAUUUCGCGCCCAUGCCUGCAGCCGAGGGGAUGCUCCUCGAGUGGAUGGCAGAGCCACGUGUCGGGCUGCUGUUGGACCUGGAUGUGGUCAGGUGCCAGCUGGCACAAGCAGACGUUAUGAGGAUUCGCGAUCUGGCUGAUGCAAGUGGUGGUGCUACAACCGCUGCUGCUACAGCCGCUCGAGCGACCACCUCUCGUGCUUCCACAGCCACUGGUGCUACAGCCGGUGGUGGUGGUGGUGGUGCUACAGCCGGUGGUGGUGGUGGUGCGGCCAAGCCCUUCUUCUGGUGGUGCUGCUGGCAGUGCAGCGCGUGCUGGGCCGCCUACCGCCGCUGCCUCGCUAUGGUCGUAUUCCUCGUGCUUAUAGCGAGGCUUCCCCGUGCAGUCACACUCUGGCGCCUGCACAUGAGGUCCUGCUACAAUGUCUUCCCCGCCCUGGCGAAUCUGCUGAACGCGGGGAGGCAGAUCGAGGGGGCGGGGGUCAGGCAGGCGGAGCGGCAGGCGAGUAGGCAGGCGGGGAAGGGGGGAGGGAAGCAGGCGAGUGGAAAUGCGGAGGAGGAUUGCUUUGGAUCGAUUCUGGUGCAGGUGCUUGGGGUGAAAGGGAAGAGGGAACUGGAGUCGGGCUUUGCUGCUCAUGUGCUGCCGCUUCUGCCGGGGGGGAGACGGGCGCAUGGGGGUAUGAGAGGGGGGCGGGGAGUGGAGGAGGGGGAGGUGGAGGAGGAGGAGGGACUGUACCGGUGCAGCUGCAGGCAGUGCGGAGGAGAACACGAGGGUGCAGGGGGGAGCGGGGAUAGUGCUGCUGGUAAUGGUGGUGGUACUGCGAGUGGCAUGGUCAUAACUGGUGUUGACCCGACUGACUUGGCUCUCCGGGCUGCGUUUGCACUCUCUGCGCCACGCUUUGCCAUCUACGGCGUUAUGGCGUUUACCGGGGCGUGCAGUAACAGGUACAAAGAUCGCGUGGAGGACGCUGUUGUUGAGGCAGCCAGGCAGAGGCUGGCAGAAAAAGCAGAGAGGGCGGAGAGGGCAGAGGAGAGGGCAGAGGAGUCUGGAAAGGGGAGUGUGGUGGAGGGGGGAGGAGGAGUCAACACUGAGAAAAAAGUGGAAGAUCAAGAACAAGAAUCAGAGAGGCCAGCAGCAGCAGGAGGAGGAGCAGCAGUAGCAGAAGCAGUUUCCUCCCCUUUUCCCCGUCCUUCUCCUCCUGCUCCAUCUGCUGCUCCUCCUGCUGCUGCUGCCACCAGUGCAGCAAGCAGUGCUGCCCGCCUCGUGCCAGUCAUCAGUGACCCAGCAGUGGCACUCUUCACGUACCGAGCCGCAUGUAUCAUUCAGUGGAUGCGCGUUCAAGGCCCCAGGCUCAACCCCCCCAGCUACUGCACCCGAACCAACCCCGAAGCCCCAGCCCUGGCGCUCCCGCACCCGGCGCACGAUCUCCCGAGCCUGCUGGUCAGGUUCGGCGCCAUCCCCAAGCCGGUGAGCGCGGCAAAAGUUUUGGCGGGUUGUGGAGGAGGGGUUCCGGGGUGGGAGGAGUUUCCAGAGGGCGACAGAGAUGCUCUGAAGGCGCAUGGCCGUGGCAGUGCCCUGGGAGGCACGGAAGGGGUAGGAGGGGUAGAAAAGGGAACUCCAGGGUCUGUGAAUGGGGAGUUUUUGGGGGUAAAUACCUUCCAGACAGGCAGUUUCCGGGAUGAUGUGUUUGACCGAGAGGAGAUGCUGAAGGAAUUCAAUGUGGGGGCUGCACAGGGUCUGCAGGAGAAUGGAGCAGUGAGAAGCGCAGACACCACAAGCGCAGCAGAGGGCGUGCAGGAGUAUGGAGCUGCCAGGGCUCUGAGUGACAGCAGCACGCACACUCCCGCAUUUCCGACCCUCGCGGACCGCGUCGAGGAGUUUCUGAGAAGGUUCUCGCCGAAGCGGCAGGCGAAGGAGGGGCGUGGCGGGCCGCUGGCACGAGCGAUCACCGACUGGGUGCUGCGACUCCACCUGACAGCUGCAGAGACUAGCAGCAGUGGUGUCAGCAGCAGCAGCAGCAGCGGCAGCAGCAGCAGCAGCAGCAGCAGCAGCAGCACUAGCAGGGGGGCAAAGGGAGAGAAAAGGGAUAUGAGCUGGGCGGCGCUGGCCCUGGGGGCGUAUUCCCCGGGCAAGUUAAAGCCCAUGCUGAGAUCCCCUCAAGAGGUGGAUGCGUUUCUGGAGUUCAUGGCGGCCAUGACCACCCUCACGCCCGCCUGCAACGCCUGCAUGGAGUGUCUCAACGUGUUCAACCGCUCCAUCACCCCCGCCGCCAUUGUUGCCUCCUUCGCCUUCCGCCCCUCCUCGGCGCUCCUGCGCUGCUUCCUCUCAGUCUACUGCCAGCACUCCUCUCAGAGGAGGGAGCUCCUGGACACGCUCGGGAUCCCCCCCUUGCCGGACCUGCUCCCGGACCGGCUCGUGGCUCCUCUUCUCGAAGGCGUGCUGGAGCACAAGCGCCUGCACUUCCUCUACACCGCAGCUUGUGUUUUUGAGGGAGCUCCUGGACACGCUCGGGAUCCCCCCCUUGCCGGACCUGCUCCCGGACCGGCUCGUGCCUCCUCUGCUCGAAGGCGUGGUGGAGCACAAGCGCCUGCACUUCCUCUACACCGCAUCCAUGCUUCUGUACUGGAACAACGGCGAGAUGCAACUCAUGGAGAGGAGCAAACCAGAUGGGGCGCUGAGGACGGAAGAGGAGCUGAGGGAGUUGGAGGGGAGCGGGUGGGAGGGGAAGGAGGAGUGGCUGAUCCGGGAGGAGGUGGACACGUGGCGCAACGCGCUGUUCCGUCGUGGCCUGUCUUUGAGCUUUCACGUGAGGCGGCGCUUAGCUGGGCGUGGACUGGGGAGGAGGAGAGGGUGAGGGACUGGUGUGUGGAGAUCAGGCAGAAGGAGAGGGAGUGUGAGAAGAUCAGUAGGUGGAAGGAGAGGGUUCUAGUGGAUAAGAUGCUUGCUGCUGCUGCUGGUACAGCUGGCCCCGCUGCUGCUGGGGGUGAGAGUGAGGUGGGAGGCGGCCUGAAACUCGCGCCUGCAUACCUGGUGCCGUGGGUGGGGGAGGUGAACCCGUUUGUAUGCCUGCGGGAGAUGCUGCUGGGGGAGUCGUGCUACUGGGAGCUCUCGAACGGGCGGCGGGUUGGGGUGAUACCUGGUGCAGGUUCAUCUGCUGCUUCCGCUGCUGCAUCAGGCACAAGAGCACCAACAGCAGCAGGUGGAAGUGCAGCAGCAGUGCUAGCAGCAGGGGUGCGUUGCUGUGCCUUCCCAGGGUGUGGCAGGGCAGAGGGGCCAGGGAGGCCGCCAUUGAAGGCUUGCUCGCGGUGCGGCCAGGCUGCUUACUGUGGCAGGGAGUGCCAGAAGGCCCACUGGAAGGUGCACAAGCUGCAGUGCCAGCCCAAGUGA
Closterium sp. Naga37s-1 is the source of this 3534-nucleotide messenger RNA. The record is from the annotation of a GenBank genome assembly. NCBI's taxonomy places the organism in Eukaryota, Viridiplantae, Streptophyta, Zygnematophyceae, Desmidiales, Closteriaceae.